Dicrocoelium dendriticum is the source of this 4299-nucleotide messenger RNA. The record is from the annotation of a GenBank genome assembly. NCBI's taxonomy places the organism in Eukaryota, Metazoa, Platyhelminthes, Trematoda, Plagiorchiida, Dicrocoeliidae.
GCUCACUACUAUAUAUCCCCGGUCGUACGUACAUUCGCAAUCUUCGACGAGAUGAGCGCUGCAUGUGACGCGAAGGCUGUGCUGGAGGACAUCGACAAGUUCGACAAAUCUGGGCUGCAGCAUGUGACUCCGGCUGAGAAGAUUGUACUUCCCGAUGCAGAGACAAUCCAAAAGGAAAAGAAAGAGAAAAGUCUUCUGAACGAAAUUACUCACCCCCAUACUCUCAAACCAACUGAAACAGCUUUGAAGAAUCCUUUACCCACAAAGGAGGGUGAGCACUCACUAAGAAACUUUUUCCAGGUUAUGGGUAUUUAAGUUACCAACUUCACCUUGUCGUUUGCAGUCUUCUCUGUUACACUCAUAUAGUAGGCAAAGUUAGACUUGGUUUGCUUUCGGUAGCUUAUUUUGAUAAUUACUUUUUGCAACUGCAUUUCUGUACCUAAUCUCUAUCACUUUUCUGGUAUCAUACACUUCAUCCAUUGCGUAAAGCACAUGAGGAGCCGAAGUACUGCUACUGUUUCCCUUUGGCUUUGAUUAACUCAUUAACAAUAAACCAGUGUGUUUUUUCUUGUGCCUAGUGCUGAAUAUCGACACUUCGAAAUGCCAACGCAGCUUUUGGAUGUAAUGUUGAUUGUCGUUACAUCCCGAUUGUUUGAUCCAGAUCCCAAUUUAGCACCCUUCUCAUUGUCUCCCUUACCUAGUCCCUCCGUUUCUACCUAUCAUGUAUUAUGGAUCAUUUAGCUGUUACAAUUCUUUUCACACUGGCAGAGCAGUACUAGGCGUCCACGACUAUCGCUGAGUCCACCCAAUCGUUGUUACUAUCGACACUGUUGAUAACUUCUCCAUAUGUGGGCAUGAGUCGGCGGAUCACUUUCUGUAUUGGCGUUACUGUAGUGACGUAGUGGCUUUUCGCUUGGCGAGCGUUCUCCCUAUAAAAGUCACAUAUGUCUGUUUAACAACUGCCACGUGGCGGAUGUGACUCGUCACUAAAUAAAGUCACUGCCCCAUCGCUUCAUUCCGGUAAAGCAUUGUAUUCCAUCAACGCGAGGCUGUAAUUGUGGGGUGGAUUUGGCCACUGUUUGUUAACCGACCAAGCUAAAGGCGUAUGAAGUGAGCAAUCAGUCACCGGCUCGCAAUAAGCGUGAUUCCCUGAAUUCGUCCCGCUGCCUUUCGAGUAGGCCAUUUAGCCAAAGGCUCGGGUGGUGUCCCCUUGGUCAACAUCCUACUUCGGUUUGAGCAACCCGAUAGUUUCUUGCCCUCUUCUCUGUGUUGUGUUCGGUUUUCUUUUUGUGGCAUAUGUAUCUUUCUUUGAUUUCAAUGGUUUUGAUGGCUCUGCCUAUUCGCAAACUGAUUCAAAACCGUAAUGAUGAGGACAGUUACCCUUGGAGCGAAAUGCGAAAGGCAACUAAUCAUCACAACUCUGCUGCUCACUCAGAAUCACCAAUGGUAUGCGCCGAGGCAGUAUAUUCCGAUAGUCUAUGUACAAAAUGUCUAACCUAAGGCUAGGACGGCACCGGUACACCGGGCUAGCUCCGGGAUCAUAAUCGAACCGUCAGCAACCCAGAAAAACGUGAGGGCGACUCGAACUCGCAGAUGGCGAAUAAUCGCAUGCAAACGAAUGCGGACAGGCACUUUAGAUUACCUGGAUACGUGGUAAAACUGUUCUAGAAGAAUUUCACCAUCCUUCCUCAAGCGAACGUGGAAAUUGUCAGGCUACCCUGUUACUCUGUAGAGUUGCUGGCGUUCCCCUAUAUGCUCUACUGCGCAGCAUUCCUACUUUCAAGCCAUCGCUUUUAUUGAUCAAACUCCAAAUUAUUAAAUUAAUUGUGCCACGUAGUUUUCCCUGCUCCAGUCACAGCAAUUCUGUUUAAAGCAUUUGGUUCUCUUCAGUAGUUUUAGCAACCAAAUGAGAAGACGAACAUUGGCAGAUGAGAACCCUUCGUAUUAUCUCGUGAUUAUCAAUACGAUAACCGGGAAAUCUUUUUCUAUGUGUCGUAGGGCACAAUCAUGCGCAUCACGUUCUUUGUUGUUGGUAUUAAGGCCACAGCAACUGCAGGUGGACAACUAGUCGGUUUUGGACACAUAAAGGUGGUCUAAUUCGACUUAUCGCGAGCGCCAUGGCAAAUCACAAAAAGCAUGAAUUUGUGUAAAACAGCAAGCUCCGGAACGCCGGUGACGUGGUGCCAAAAUGUGACUGCUCAUGGCAGACGCCAGCGGCUUACGCGAGCACGUAUCGUCGGAAGAGAAUUGAUUAACUUGGCGUUGAACCCAAUUUGGUAAGUGUUCCUUCACUCUAGAAUCCAAAGCCCGGUCGGUUCUGCCGACGUAACUGACUCCGCGGUCACACGAAUUGGUACAUGCAAUGCGAUUUUGAGCCAAUGGAUUCCUCUUUGACUGAAGUCAACAGCAACUUUCGGGUUCUGUUGAUAACUACCGUCUCCGCGGCGCAGUACGUACGCUGAAUGGCCGAGGCUAUGCCUUUAGUUGUCCUUGCUGCGGUAUUACCCUCGAAUGGUAACUCGAUGUAUAACUUUCUUCGGUGCCGUCAACACCGUUCCCUUAGCCGGUCUAACCUGACUAUGUUUGUACAUGAAUCGCUUUGGGUAGCCAUUUUGCAUAAGCGCUAUUAUGAUUAGGUCAGGUCCCUCAGUUGGGCAGUCGUUCGAGCAGAUACGUCUAGCCCGAGUGAACAGUGUUUUCACCAACAUGCGCUGUUGUGUCAUCGAUGAGAAGGUGCUUAAGUGUUGGUAUUGGCCGGACUAUGUUGACUUCCGGCAUAGAGAUCACUUAAUGAGCCUGCGACUCAUAAGAAGGUCAAGAUAUAGGAAAUGCCCAUUCGACUCGAAUUCUGUGGACGUGUAGUUGUUAUUUACUAACGUGCCUUUGCUAGAGACAGUUGGUUACAUUUGUCACCUGAUAGAAAAGGAGAAUUUCCGCCUACCAAUACCGGCGAACCUCAUGAGACAGUCCCUGUUACUUUGCACGGAUUCCGAUUCCAGCACACAUUUCCAAACUGAUACAUCAGCUAUGCGUGGUCCACUGGGCCCAGUACUGGCGGAUUUUUCACUUGAUGUUUGAAAGGGAAUUAAGUGGAGCGAUUUCUCAACUACCGUAUUACAAACGAGAUGUAGAUGACAUCCUUGUUUUCCGUUCCUCGAGGAUUCAAAUAAAACGAUUAAUAGUAUACAAACACUACAGGAUAGGCUGACGCGUAGCGCUUCACGCUCCGAGGUGUUUUGCACCUUCAAAGUGCACAAUACUGUUACAGGACUGGAUCGAUAUACCUCCGGUUCUAACUGUCACCGAACAGCCACUGUAAGUGAUUGACUGGUUCGUUUACCUUGGUAGCUGUGUCGAUUCUGGUCGUCACGUCACUGAACGAGUUAUUUCACGCGUCAUCAAGGCCCGUGUGGCUUUCCAGAGAUUUAACCAUCUAUGGAAACGGCGGAAUAUCAGUCUGUCAGUGAAAGAUAGGGUGUACAAUGCAGCAAUGAAGCCAGUGUUAUUGUAUGGAUCAGAGACCUGGCCACUUCGCGGCGAAGACAUAAAACACUUGAUCGUGUUUGACCACCGGUGCUUACGGAUUAUUACUCACGUCUUUGGGAACACCGAGUGAGCAAUGCUGAGGUCUGCCAGUUAGUUUUUGGCAAGAAGCCUUCGAAUGUUUAUCAAAUCUUAUUCUCUUAGGUUAGCUGGACCGUGUUCUCUGUAUGCCCGUUGACCGACUUCCUCGGCGUGCAUUAUGCGCCGUGGUUGAACCAAAUUGGUCUAAACCACGAGUUGACCAGUCUAUGAGGUGGCAUAAAUAAAUUGCCUGAGAGACUUGGUUAAGCUGGCGCGUGCCGUUUUCGCGGAUGGGGGCCUCGGGAUAGUCCGCACCAAUAACUAGAGACCGUAUCAGACAUAACACAGCCACGCAGCCAGUGGCGUUGCUGCGUUCGGUUUUUUGCAUCUGGUUGCUAAUUUUCGUUUCCAUAUUCGUUUAACCCACUUCCAUUUUUUACAUCCCAUCUGCCUUUAGCUCCACUAUCGUGCCCCUGUUAUCUAUUGUUAUUCUUGCGAUGUGAGUCGUGGCAACUGUAUCCACCGCACUUCGGAACUCAGAUCCUGGUUGUUCGAUUGAACUGAACUUUCAUUCUCCACAUCGUUAAUCCGCUUAUUUCCUUCUUUACUCCGACAGAUAUUGAAAAGGAGAAAGAGGCGGCCAAGUGAAAUCGAUGAACAUGUCGCCAGAUCUUUAAGCGCCGUGUAUCGAUUAUCCCCAACCACAUUUUCGAAAUAUAUUUAUACACUGUCUUC